Molecule: messenger RNA, 744 nt
Organism: Pseudogymnoascus destructans
Lineage: Eukaryota; Fungi; Ascomycota; Leotiomycetes; Thelebolales; Thelebolaceae
Exons: 1
Coding region: 1-744 (247 amino acids)
Source: RefSeq, a predicted model, not a curated record
AUGGAGAAUUCUGAUCAAGAAGACAUACAGGCUUCCCCUAUUAGGGACCCUAUACCCAAACUUAUCCCCAACUGCCUGAACCUCUCUCUUCCCGGAGGCUUCGAAAUGGAUGCGAUAGACCAAGAAGACAGGCUGGAAGAGCACAGCCAAUGCUUUAAAUGCAAGAAGAUCUCCCGAGCUGAAAAACGAGAGAUGAAAGCCCAGAUGACGGCCGCCAGGUUACUCGGGGCUGAACCCCCAAACCCGUGCAAAAAAUGCGGCGACAAUUACUGGGCUGAUGAUUGCCCAAAGCAAAAAACCAAGACCACAGGAAGAGCGAAGAUCACCCAGAGUGAUCCCCCUCAGGAUACUAUCCUCGAUAGCAUUCAAGUCCUCCGGUCUGGCGACUCCUCCCCCAAAGAAACUCCCGAUAUACUAAUGCCGGAUGCUGCACCAAACCAUGCUGCAAAGCAUAAGCGCAUAGUCACCGAUGGCACAGUAUCAGCGCCUCGGUCACGAAAGAGACUGCGACAGCAGGUGGAUGAAGUCACACAAUCACUUGGUGCUUCAUCAGUCUCCUCAGAGAGAUCUGCUUCUACUAGCACCACCUCUCGCAUACUCCCCUCCCGUCCCCGAGCCCAAAACCCAAAACGCUCCAGCCAAGAACGUUCCCUACCAGAAGAUCUGAAGCAGGUCGAGGAGAUGAAGCGCCGUCCAUAUACGCCGACGGCCUCCACCCCUAUAUCAAACUGCUGCUCGCUCUAA